Argentina anserina (silverweed cinquefoil) is the source of this 2080-nucleotide messenger RNA. Its product is annotated as WRKY transcription factor 72A-like. Gene Ontology annotation, molecular function: sequence-specific DNA binding; DNA-binding transcription factor activity. The coding region runs from base 75 to 1796 and encodes 573 amino acids. The record is from RefSeq and is a predicted model, not a curated record. The transcript has 6 exons. Lineage: Eukaryota; Viridiplantae; Streptophyta; Magnoliopsida; Rosales; Rosaceae. Gene Ontology annotation, biological process: regulation of DNA-templated transcription.
ACAAGAAACCAAAACUGCUAUAUAUGCAACUAGCAAAUUAAGAAGAUUGAAAAGUCUCUGCUGGAAAAUCAGUUAUGGAAGACAGCAGAAUGAAGCCCGAUGGUGAUACAGAAAGCCCUUCCAAAGAUAUAGAGAAGGGAGGACAUGUUGAAGUUGCUGAAGGAGAGUACAAUUCGAAGCUGCAGCCUUCACCUGCGCAAAAGGAUGGAGCUGAGAACAAUGAGAGCAAGCACAAACAGGAAGCAGCCGAUGUUGAACUGAUGUCAGCCAGAGCUGAAACUGGGGAGGUUAGAGAAGAAAAUGAAAGGCUAAAGGUGUUAUUAGCUCGAACCAUGAAGGAUUACCAGAAUCUUCAGAUGCAUUUUCUUGAUAUUAUACAAAAAGAAAAAAGAAAAAAGGGAACUAUGGAUACCAGUAGUAGUGCUGAUCAUCAAGGAACUGUUCCGGCUGAACCUGAUGAACUCGUGUCCCUUAGCCUCGGGAGAACCUCGAGUAGUACUACUAGUAGUUCUCAUGAGCAUUAUCUCAGAAAGGAUCAUCAUGAGAUCGUAAAAAAGACCAGCAGAGAUAGCAAUGACGAGGUAAUGCAUGAACCUGGACUUGCAUUGGAAUUGGGAUGCAGAUCAUCUGAGCCAGCUGCUACUGAUCAUGAAACUAUGAAGGUUAAUUCAAGCUCUGAAUAUAAUAGUUCAGUUGGAGACCCAAAGGAAGAUGAAGUAGCUGAGAUAUGGCCACCUAGUAAAAUGUUAAGGACAAGAGACGAUGAUGUUUCACAACAGCUGACCCAUUUGAAGAAAGCUAGGGUUUCUGUCCGAGCUAGAUGCGAUACUCCAACAUUGAACGAUGGAUGCCAAUGGAGAAAAUAUGGACAGAAAAUAGCGAAAGGAAAUCCGUGUCCUCGAGCAUACUACCGUUGCACAGUCUCACCAUCGUGCCCUGUGAGAAAACAAGUGCAAAGAUGUGCAGAAGACAUGUCGAUAUUGAUCACAACCUAUGAGGGUAACCACAACCACCCCCUUCCUAUGUCAGCCACGGCUAUGGCUUCCACCACCUCUGCCGCUGCAUCCAUGCUUCAGUCUCACUCCUCCACCUCGGAACAAGGUCUUCUAAACUCAACUACAGCCCCCGUCUCCACCUCCACUAGUAACCCCCAUAGCCUUGGACUAAACCUCAUCAAUAGUCUCUCCCAAAAUUCAUCGAGACAACUACCACAGUCACAGUUCUAUUUUCCCAACUGUACAAUCUCGACCAACAAUUCCCACCCAACCAUCACCCUUGAUCUCACUGCUCCAUCUCCCUCCCAAUUCGGACUACGAUUCGGUUCAGGGUUACCGAGAUUUUCCCCGAGUAGAAGCCUCAACUUUUCAUCAUCAUCUUCCUCUUCUUUAGACCACAACACAUUACAACAAGCACCAGAUUGGAUGACCAAUCAUCACGCUACCGCAGGCUAUUUCAACUAUGGGACAGUUCUAUCUCAUCAGAACAGGAUGAACCAAGUUGUUGGUGGUUCUUCUCUCAACAUUGGAAAGCAGCCAUUUCAAGAACCAAAUUUCUACCAAUCUUACGUACAAAAUGCUCAUCAGAACGCAGCUCCUGCUCCACCUCAGCAUCAUAUGUUUACAGAGACAAUAGCCGCUGCAACAAAAGCAAUCACAUCAAACCCUAAGUUUCAUUCAGCUUUAGCGGCGGCACUCACAUCAUUUGUUGGUACUAAUGGCAGCAGCAGUACUAGUACUGAAAGCUCAGGUCUGAAAUUAAAAAGGGAUGAGUCCUUAACACCGAAUAAUCCAAUCUAACCUGCAUCAACUCGGGCAGAGAAUCAGGUGUGCACCUCCGGCUACUUGAAGUCUUGAACAAAUGAAAUCAACAUCACCAUUAAUUGAAUUAGUUCUCAAUAACAUGGAAGCUUUUUUUUGUUUUCCACCUUCAUUAUAUAACAAUAUUCCAUGCACGAACGUCUUACACUUCUGUUUCUCAGCUGAGAAUAGCACGAGGGAUUUCAAGCAGACUAAUGCUAGAGCUAGCUAGGGACAAUAUUUUUCGAUCACAUUUAUGAAAUGCAUUAUGCGACAGGUGUGGU